Branchiostoma floridae (Florida lancelet) is the source of this 3116-nucleotide messenger RNA. Its product is annotated as protein stum homolog. The transcript has 4 exons. The coding region runs from base 388 to 930 and encodes 180 amino acids. The record is from RefSeq and is a predicted model, not a curated record. NCBI's taxonomy places the organism in Eukaryota, Metazoa, Chordata, Leptocardii, Amphioxiformes, Branchiostomatidae.
AUUAUAAUAGGGAGACAUAUUCGCUAUAUGGCGGCUCUGGGAUUAAAUUCUUCGCCACUCGAUCCCAACUGAUCAUGUGCACGCGACGUUGCCCUUUCGAUCGAUGUGUAAAGGUAGUGCUGAGGUAGGGACGUACAACUCCUAACGUUGUGAAUUGUAACUGAAUUCUACACCACAUUCACUGCAAACAGUGAACUACAUGCAGGCUACAGCUGGUUGACACCGGGCAUGCUUGCUGGACCGGCUUUUUUAGGAGUGCUUGUCUGUCAGCGCAGUGCGUACGCCGUUCAGUGACAGCCUGAACAGUUGCUGCUAGUGCUGCACAUAGCGGCCACACCAGCCCCAGCCUUACACAGUCCGUGAGUAGACAGAGUAGCAGAUAGCACCAUGACUGGUUCAACAGAACAGGAACCGCAGGCGGAGGAGGUAAAGGCGACCACCCCAGCGGAGGAGACCAUCCCGCUGCAGGAUGAUGCUGAGGCUCGGAAGGAUGACCCGGCUGGUGCCGAGGCGGACCCGGAAAGCGCGGCCGGCUCGCCCAGCCGAUCGGAGAGCAAGCUCCAAAGAGGAAGGAGGUCGAUCAAGAAGAAGACGCAGUACAUUAUCAGAGAAAAGCACGGCCCUAUGAGAAAUGCCAUUCCCUACAUGCCAAUGCCGGUCGCUAUCAUCCUAUGUGUGUUGAACAUCCUCCCUGGAGUUGGUACGUUCCUGUCGGCGUUCUUCACGCUGUGCUGCCCGGUGCCUGGGAUGAAGGACGAGCCGAAGACGAAGCCGUUCUCCUACUGCCUGCUGGCGGCCUUCGUGCAGAUCGUCCUGGCCAUCAUCAUCGUGGGCUGGAUCCUCAGCUUCUACUGGGGCGUCAUGUUCAUCGUCAUCUCCUGGCGGAAGGGUGAGGAGCCCGUGUCAGUCAUCGAGCGAUAUGAGAAAUGAAGACUUUAUGAUGAAAGCGGACGACUCAUUUCUGUUUGCGGUCUUUAUCAAUAUAAUAAUGUGCCAUUCGUGUUGAACUUAGCUUUUGGCCUUUUGGACUAUGUGAUCUGUAGGCUGGUUGUUUCUUAUCUACGCUGUUCAAGACCGUGUUCACAAUGGUGUCGCUUCAAUUCGAAUUGCUGUCAAUUCGGUUGCUGUCACAGCUGCUAUUGAAACAAAACAAGCCAAUUGGGUGUUCACACCUCACGCUGCUUGUCAAUUUUAAUUCAACCCACCCAAACCACCCCGAGAUUCGAGAGGUGGAUUGCAUCAACUCGACUCAGUCCCAAACUUGGCAGUUCACAUUAAGAAAAAUCGGUUCGGUUCGAUUCGAAUUGUCCCUUAAAGCAUAGUUCUUGCCUAUCGUGGACAGGGCCUUAUACUACAUAAAGAACUUGAAGAUGUUCAAAUUAUGUGUUCUACUUUCACGACAGACAGAUCGACAAUGGGCAUUACUGAUUGCUAACUCAAGCUAUAUAGUAGUCUUUCAAAAUUUCACAAUUUUAGAAACGUUUUUGUCCUCACACGUAGAAUCAGGGUAGAAGACUGACGUAGCUCUGGGGCUUCAGCAAAGAGUUGAUGAACAAGUUAAAUAGACAUUUGUAUGUAUACAGAAUGUUCGUUAAGUAUAGUACAUCAUGAAUUGCUAGAUUUAGAAAGGAGUCAACUGCUGGGGACGCACUAAGUUGAAAGUUUGAAGUCCAGCGUGACGUUGUGUAAUGAUCGGUCCCCGAAUAUGACUGAACUAACGCUAGUUCACCUUUAUCCGCGUGGUAACCUAUAUAAGUUGUUUGUAUUUAGGGAUAUCAAGUUGACGGACGGUGGGUUUAAACUGCAAUAUUUUGGAAAUAGCACAAUAUGAAACCACCGUCAUCUGACUAGAUAUACCUAAUGAUAUAUACUUAGUUGUUUUAAAGACAACGGAUAUAGGUUACCCCGAAGAUAACUGAGGUGGAAUAGUGUUACGUAAGUCCCCGUGAACGAAGUCCAUCAGCCUGUGGCACGAUAACAGCUGAGCUCCAAGCAGAUGUUGGGAUGGGAGAUGGUAAGGUCCUCUCACUGCAAAGCUACCCUACCAGCUGACAAACCAUCCCGGCAGUCAGAAAACGUCACUAUCAUCCAUUCCAACAUCUGCUUGGAGAUCAGCUGACUCACAUUGACUCGCGCUUUCUUGGCGAUUUAUGACUGACAUGAUAGUUUACUUAUAGAUAUAAUGCAACGCAAGUAGUUCGAGUAAGGCAAAUUGUAAUUGUUGUGGAAGGGAAGCCACUGUGGACAGAUACGUUUGUGCCAGAAUAAGUAAUGCUGUAUGAUAACUCGGUUCGGUGUAACUAACAAUGUAACGUUGCAUAAGAUGCUAUUCUGGAAAGACCGCAAGCCAAGCCAAACAUGACACAGAAUAAAGUCUUUCCUGUUUAGACCUCUAGUAUAAUGCCGCUAUACGGUUUUGCUAUGAUAUAUGUGAGGUAAGUUCGGUUCAAAGUGCGGAUGGAUGCCAUCUUACUCAGUACGUAAAAUUUGUAUAUCUAAUAAAUCAGAUGUAAGACUUUCUCCUGACCGGUGGAACACAUUAUUUCCGUUCGGCGUUAUUAAGAAAAGCUUUAAUAGUAACAACAACGUGUCUACUCCCGCACGAUAUAAAUAAACAAACCGUGUAGAACUCUCCUCACGUUUUGGCAGCUGUCCGAGUAUUAGGGAUUGUACAAGCACGUUCCCCGUUUCAAGUGGGGUUGAAAUGCGCAUGUGCGACGACAGGAGUUGUGAAGGCCCAUGACUUAUCACAGCUUUCGUCUUGACCAUUGUCUCGGUUUGCAUAACAAUAUCCAGGCGCGAUUUGUUUAUGUCUCUGGGGCCUUCACUUUUGACAUAUUACCCAUAAUUCCAGUCAUUGCACAUGCGCUUAUUUUAAUUUCUGUGACAAUGUUUCAUCAAUUAGACUAUAUUGAAAAUGGUGCUGUGGUAGACAUUAUAGGCGAUUGUGAAAUGCUGUACGUAAAAGGGAGGUGCGAAAGAUGACACCGUAUGUAUUUUGACACUUUGUAAAAUUCUGUAACAUUUUUGAGGUUUGAUGAAUAUUUCUUUAUCAUUAUCUAUAUUUGUAAGAUGAAAACGAGAUGAAAUAAAAUGAAGUGUUUGUAAUGUCUGAA